GGUUUCGAUAACAGUGAGAAAAAGGCUGAGAACUCUGGGAAUUCGCAAAAAGAACUGAAACGAGACAAAGAGAAUCAUGCUGGUUUGGUGGUGUUUGCUAUCCACUAUCGGAGGUCUAGUAGCCUCGGCGGAGCCUUUAUCAGAUGAUGAUUCCUGUCGCUCGGCAUUGGGCAUGGAACAUGGCCACAUUUCGGACAGUGACAUCUCGGCCUCGUCAGCUUUCGAUUACACGUCAGUGGGGCCUCAAAACGCCAGGAUAAGACAAGAGAAGAAUGGCGGAGCUUGGUGUCCUCGGAGCUCAAUCACUCCCAAAGUGAGGGAGUGGAUCCAGAUUGACCUGCACCGUGAUUAUCGGAUCACUCGCACAGGCACCCAAGGGCGCUUCGGAUUGGGCCGUGGACAGGAGUACACGGAGCUCUUCAUAUUGGAAUAUUGGAGGAACUCGACAGGCAAAUGGAUCACUUACAAGAAUCAUUCUGGUCAUGAGGUGCUCACUGGAAACUCGAACACUUACGUGGAGAAUACCAAUGAUCUGAAUCCAAGUAUCGUCGCCUCGAAAGUCAGGUUCGUUCCUUAUUCCGAACAUCCUCGAACCGUGUGCAUGCGUGUGGAACUCUACGGAUGUCCUCUGGACUCGGGACUCUUGAGCUAUCAGGCACCCCCAGGGGAUGAGUUCUCACCUCAUGUGUUCCUCGAGGAUAUCUACGAUGGCGAUUUGAUCCAGGGGAUGAACAAGGGCGGACUUGGCGUCCUCACGGAUGGUCAAUUUGGGGAGCCCGUUGCUUUCUCCAAGCACAGCAUACGCCAAGCUCACGGUUGGGUUGGAUGGAAGAACCAGAAUCGUCCAGUGGAAUUGAUCUUCUUCUUUAGCCAGCCCAAGGAGUUCCAUUCUGUCACGCUGACCUGUUAUGUCCAAAAGGACUUUGGAAUCCAGCCGAUUUCACAAGUUCUUGUGUUUUAUGGAGACGAUUCCAGUGCAAUGGACCCGGGGCACGUCAAGGUUGAUGCUCGCCAUCAAAUGAGGUUGCUUGGUCGAAAAAAAGGGAACGACACUGAUGACGGCGAUCACGGCAGUGAGGAAGGUUUUCAAGGUUCAGGAGCCUUGAAUCUCACCCUUAAAUUGGAUACACUGGGUCGAGACAAGCAAUCCCAUUCGAAGACGAAGAAAGGCCUAGUGGUCAAACUUCAACUCUAUUUCAUGGACAAAUGGAUUCUGCUGUCAGAAGUGUCGUUCCAAACUGAGAAGGCAGAUUUGCCUCCAUCCUUAUCUCCAUCUGGGAUGGAAAAUGUGCUGAGCUCAUCAAAUGACGUGGAUGACGUGGUGCCAUUAGUGAUGUCGUCCACGAUGGGGCCUAAUGAUGUGGUAGAUGAGGGAAUCCUCUCGGACGACACACCUCCCAAAUCCCAGAUCUCCAUGUCCAAGAACAGCCCAGACUCCCGAGGCUAUUACAAUCAAGGAGACACGACCCAAAUCUAUAUUGGAUUGGUCAUUGGGGUGCUAGGAGUGACCGUCAUGCUCCUACUCGUGACCAUUAUGCUAAUUCUGAGGAGAAACAAGCAGAAGAUCUUCAAUAAGAACCAACCCAUGUUCAAGAGUCCGCUCUCGGACCGACACAUGAUGAGAGACAUGACUCCAUUGAACAAGAUCUACGAGGACACCACCACCGCCAUGACGUUGGGAAGUGGCAUUAAUGAGGAACAGACGACGGCGGCAGCAGCCUCCAUCUAUCAAGAGCCCUACCGGCUGGUGCUCCAGAAGAACUACCAGAACAUGGUGCACAGUUGUGGACGGCUAUGCGAUUACGAUGAACCACUGCCAAAUGGAUCUUCAUCACCUUCCGGUGGGAGUGGCGGUGGGGGUGGCCUCCUCGGCCAAAGACUUCUUCCGGAUAAGAAUAAAUUCGGCUCCACCCCACUGUUUAAUAUUCAUGCCACUUCACAAACACACCGCCCUCAACAACAGGCCGACCACCACCAAGGCACACCAACACUCCCAGUCGGGCUUCAGCCUGGUGUGUUUGCCAAUGAGUAUCUGGCGCAACCGCAUCAAUCUUCCACGCUUUUGCCAUCGUUCUCAUCUUGCCAUGAGGUGAAAACCACCUUUGGGCCUCCGAAUGGGAUGCCUGCCACCCUGAUGAAGAAUUCCAGAUCCAUGGCUGCCGCCAAUGACAAUGGGAUCUACCAAAUGUUUCAACCCAGUGAGAACUUCUACGCUGCCACCGAUAUCUUCCAGGCCAACGGCAACGACACACUCGCCACAGGAUCUCUGUCCUCCAAGACGACCUCCUCCGUGUCCUCAACCACUGCAGCGGCGGCGGCAGCAGCUUUGGCCUCGCUGCCGCUUAACUCGGGUCAAGUCACCACUUUGGUGCACCAGCCUCAUCGACGACACCACCACCACUACCACCACCAGCAUCAUCAUCAACAAAACCACCAUGGUUCAUCGGCCCGCCGACUGCGUUCAUCUCCACCAUCGUUGCCAUCUUCAUCGUCUAAUCAGGGAUCACUUUUCCAUUCAAGUGAUCGAGUGGAGUUUAAUCAAAUUCUCCAAUUCCCGCGACACAAACUCCGACUCGUCGAGAAAUUGGGAGAGGGGAAAUUUGGAUUGGUUCAUUUGUGCGAGAUGUCCGGUCAAAGUGGUUGUCCCCAACCCGGUGGUGAUUUAGGCACAUCCAUCGUGGUCGUUCGAUCCCUGUGGAAAGGAUCCUCUUCCGAUGACGAGACCAGGGACAGUUUCAUCUCGAGCGUGGAAGCACUCGCGAGUCUGUCGGAUCCCAAUAUUGCCCAAGUGUUGGCUCUCUGUUCCCAAGAUGAGCCCAUUUGUCUGCUCUCCGAGUACUCGACCUACGGUGAUCUGGCUCAAUUCCUCAAGACACAUUACCAAUCGUCAAAAAAGUCCACCACACUGGCCCGGUCUGCCCGAAGCUCUCUGAACGAGUCCAAUGUCAAGGCCAACAACGGGAUCAAUCCCUUGAAAUGUGGGAUCGGCUCCUCCACGGGUGGAAAUGAGAGCGAUACCGAGGCCGGCGACGAGAGUCAUUACAGUAAACUGAUUUCAGAUCAAGAAGGCGAGGAGGAAGAUGAUGAAAUGGAUGAUGAGGACGAUCCUCGAGGGAGUCAAGUGUCAAGCAUUCCCUCCCUGAUGUUUAUGGCUACGCAAAUCGCUUCAGGGAUGAAAUACCUCGAGAGCCAAGGGUUCGUCCACAGGGACCUGGCAGCAAGGAACUGCUUAAUUGGCAAGUCAUAUCAGAUCAAGAUAAGUGAUUUCGCCAUCUUCCGCUCGGAAUACCGCUCCAGGGAUUAUCAUCGAGUGGCCUCUCUGGCCUCUUUGCCCUCCAGAGCCUCAACUUUGACCUCCUCCAAUCCUUCGCUCCUCCAUCCCCAUCCGGACCUCGCAUUGUCCUCGGAUGACAGCGAAAGUGAACUCCUGCCUUUACGAUGGAUCCCUUGGGAGGUGUACGUCAUGCGUUCGUGGUCGAGCCAAAGUGAUGUAUGGUCUUUCGGCAUGACCUUGUGGGAAAUCUUUACUCAUUGCCAAUCAGAACCGCUGCCCAACUUGGACCAGGAUCAGAUCGAGGAGAAUCAUCUCCACCACUAUCACGCCAAUGGGUUCCAUCUCCUCCCGAGUGUAUCCAAUGUUGGUUGUCCCCAAGACGUGGUAGGCAUUAUGCGCGAGUGCUGGCAACGUGAACCCCGUGAUCGGCCCACUUUUGGGGACAUUCAUACCCUCCUAAAGAAUGUCAGUCCCACCUUGAAGUCGCUGCCUUUCUAAGUAGGGAAGAUAAAAGUUCAUCCGAAGAACGGUCAAAUCGCAAACCUGUGCUCAAAAUCAGCCUACGAAAGGCAGCCGAAUAAUGUUCACUCACUUUCAUGUGUGCCAAUAUAAAUGGGAACACCUGGUGUUAAUUACAUACACCGAGAAGAAGAAGAAGAAGAAGAAGAAGAGUUAUUAUACCUACCCUACAUGUUCCUUUUUCCUACAUAUCAUCAUCAUCAUCAUCUCGAACCCAAUCGUCAUGCUAUCAAUCAUUGUGAAAUCCCCCCCCUUCUCCUCCUAUCGUGUCUUGAGAACUUAUCGUAUCACCCUGAUUUGUUUCAACAAUAAAAUCUUGGGCAUGUUCAAUGACUUCAUGGUCUCUUGGGUGUUCCAUUUUUCCUGUGGCAUGGCAUCGCUGCACAGAAUUUCAUCCAAGGGAUGGUGAGUGAAUGCAAUCGGUAGAAGAAUGAAUGUAAAGCACAGUUCACAUCGCUUAAGCGGUGCACGUUUCAAAUUGAAUUUGGACUCGACAAAGAAGAUUUUGGGCGAAAUAUCUCGCAUUCAUCGCCACUUACUGAAUCCAGGCCGAUUUGGGCCAAUCUA
This is a messenger RNA of Tigriopus californicus, 4360 nucleotides long. Its product is annotated as discoidin domain-containing receptor 2-like. The transcript is spliced from 13 exons. Gene Ontology annotation, cellular component: signaling receptor complex. NCBI's taxonomy places the organism in Eukaryota, Metazoa, Arthropoda, Copepoda, Harpacticoida, Harpacticidae. Gene Ontology annotation, biological process: protein phosphorylation; positive regulation of kinase activity; multicellular organism development. Bases 77 to 3772 code for a protein of 1231 amino acids. Gene Ontology annotation, molecular function: protein tyrosine kinase collagen receptor activity; ATP binding; collagen binding. The record is from RefSeq and is a predicted model, not a curated record.